Arabidopsis arenosa is the source of this 838-nucleotide messenger RNA. Lineage: Eukaryota; Viridiplantae; Streptophyta; Magnoliopsida; Brassicales; Brassicaceae. The record is from the annotation of a GenBank genome assembly.
UCAGUAGAGGCAUACACACACAUACAGUCGAGACUCGAGAAGGUAGCUAGAGAACAAUAAUUGGUACAAAGAUGAAACGAAAGAGAUGUGAAAUGGAAGAGACAACGAAGAAGAAGAAGAUGACAGAGAUUGGAUCUGCCAUUGAAGAACUCUCUGUUCUUUCUAUAGCCAAGACCACAAUAGUUACCACCGAAAAAGAAGCCACUAACAUCAUCAAUUUACCUUUGAAGCCUCUCCUAUCUUUCUGCAACAUUAUCGUCCAAGUUCUUGAUAAGAUUGGCCCGACAAUGGCUGUUCUCCGACAUGACAUUGAUCAAAAUAUUCAAAGGUUAGAGAAGAUGUGGGAAUCUGAUCCUCUUGUUUACUCAAAUUUGGUUGAGAUACUGAGAAAAGAAGCCAAGGAGGGAUCCUCUAGGAAACCUAAAAGCUGUAGCAGAGCUGCUUUUUGGCUAACGAGAGCGAUGGAUUUUACAUUAGCACUAUUGCAACGGCUGGUCAAAGACAUGUCACAAAACAUGGAACAAGCCAUAGAAGAAUGUUAUAAUUUGACUUUAAAACCAUGGCAUGGAUGGAUCUCUUCUGCCGCUUUUAAGGUGGCUCUUAAACUGGUUCCAAACAAUAACACAUUCAUCAAUGUGCUUGCGGCGAAAGACGAAACUCACCAAAUUGUCCAAGAUGAUAUACGAAGUCUAAUUUCAUUGCUCAUUCCACUUCUAAGCCAACUCCAUUCUAUUUUGGAAUUAUACGAAGUGAGCAAACUAAAGUCACCGUGAGAAAGAGAACUAAAGAGAAGGACUGAAGGAUAUAGUUUUGGUUGUAACAAAGUCUAACUUGUAGC